AUCAGAAGCCCGCGCGGUGCAGGCUGGGAUGUGUUUUGAACCACAAUGGCGGCCAGGAAGAAGUUAAUGCCGCAAACUUCGAUGCUCAUUUAUUUACUUUGUUUACGGUCCGCUGCUGGAGAUAUCAAGUGGGACGAAAACGGUUACGUGUUGUACUGUCCUUGCAUGGGUCGCUUUGGGAACCAGGCGGACCACUUCCUGGGUUCUCUGGCCUUUGCUAAGAUGUUAAACCGGACCUUGGCCGUCCCUCCUUGGAUUGUGUACCGCCAUCACACUCCCCCUUACACUAAUGUGCACGUGCCCUACAGGGACUUCUUCAAACUGGAGGCUUUGUCAGCCUACCAUCGCGUGGUGGCGUUGGAGGACUUCAUGCGGGAGCUGGCGGACAAGCACUGGCCGAGAGGACGCAGGAAGGCAUACUGCUUUGAGGCGGCUGCCCAGCGAAGCGCCGACAAACGAUCCUGUCCCAUGAAGGAUGGGAAUCCGUUCGGUCCGUUCUGGGACUACGUCGGUGUGGAAUUUGAUGAGUCGGUUCUGUUCAGUGGAAUUUCCUUCAGUAGCUUCCACCAGCAGCAGUGGAUGACAAGGUUCCCCCCAGCCGAGCACCCGGUCCUGGCCAUGCCCGGAGCGCCGGCCCAGUUCCCGGUGCUGGAGGAUCAUGUGGGCCUGCAGCGCUACGUGGUGUGGUCGGACAGGAUGGCGCAGGAGGGCCAGGAGCGCAUCGCCGUCCUCCUGACCCGACCGUACGUCGGCCUUCACCUGAGGAUCGGCAGCGACUGGCAAAAUGCGUGUGAGCUGCUAAAGAGCGGCGACGCAGGCCCCCACUUCAUGGCCUCCCCUCAGUGCGUGGGCUACAACCGCCAGACGGCGCUGCCCCUCACCGCCACCAUGUGUCUGCCGGACCUGGCCGAGAUCCGCCGGGCCGUCAAGCUGUGGGUGAAGAAGACCUCGGCUCGCUCCGUCUACAUCGCCACCGACUCAGAGUCCCACAGCCGCGACAUCGACACGCUCUUCAAGGGCAAGGUGAAAGUGGUGAGCCUGCAUCCCGACUGGGCCCAGACGGACCUGUACAUCCUGGCCCAGGCCGACCACUUCAUCGGGAACUGCGUGUCGUCCUUUUCUGCCUUUGUGAAGCGAGAGAGGGACGUCCAUCACCUUCCGUCCUCUUUCUUUGGCAUGGACCAACCCCGGAGCGCCACCAAGUUCCCAUCAGACGGGAGACGGCAGCAGCAGGACACACAACGACUUAGCAAAUCUGAACUUUAAUCAUUUCUGAUUGUUUUUUGGGGAGAGACUGAGGGACUAACUCUCUGCAGGGUCAUGUGACCUCCCUUGGGAUGCGGGUAGAGAAUAUUUUUCGUACAUGAAGUGACCGUUUAGUGAAAGUUGGGACCAGUUUUAAAACCUUCUGUAGUGCUGAUCCUUUUAGCUUUUUUUUCAGUAAAAAUAUUUUUGGAUAUUUCAAAGGAAAAAA
This is a messenger RNA of Dunckerocampus dactyliophorus (ringed pipefish), 1474 nucleotides long. It is a transcript of the gene pofut1, whose product is annotated as protein O-fucosyltransferase 1. Bases 46 to 1266 code for a protein of 406 amino acids. Gene Ontology annotation, biological process: Notch signaling pathway; protein O-linked glycosylation via fucose; regulation of Notch signaling pathway. NCBI's taxonomy places the organism in Eukaryota, Metazoa, Chordata, Actinopteri, Syngnathiformes, Syngnathidae. The transcript is spliced from 7 exons. Gene Ontology annotation, cellular component: endoplasmic reticulum. Gene Ontology annotation, molecular function: peptide-O-fucosyltransferase activity. The record is from RefSeq and is a predicted model, not a curated record.